Chroicocephalus ridibundus (black-headed gull) is the source of this 1961-nucleotide messenger RNA. Its product is annotated as claudin-15-like. Lineage: Eukaryota; Metazoa; Chordata; Aves; Charadriiformes; Laridae. Gene Ontology annotation, cellular component: plasma membrane; bicellular tight junction. Gene Ontology annotation, molecular function: structural molecule activity. The record is from RefSeq and is a predicted model, not a curated record. The coding region runs from base 172 to 849 and encodes 225 amino acids. Gene Ontology annotation, biological process: bicellular tight junction assembly; cell adhesion. The transcript has 6 exons.
AAGGUCCUAAAGAGUACAAAACUUUCACAUGUUUGAUCAAACUGGUCCUCACAAAGUGCUGACACUAGUGUCUAGCAGGAAGGUAGAUGAAGCAGGUUGGAAACAUACCGUAAACGUUUCUAAUAUCAGAAAUUUCAGGAAGUUUCUUCAAAAACAACUUCUGUCAAAAGAAUGGCAUCAUCUUCUCUACAAAUUUGUGCAUUGCUGCUGGCUUUAGCAGGAUUCACCAUUUCACUUGUUACUACCAUGUCCAACAGAUGGAAGAUUUCAGACACAGCAACAGUGCUUGUUACUACAGACUGGAUUUCCGAAGGUCUUUGGAUGGACUGUGCGGUGGUUUCUUUUGGAUCACUACAGUGCAAGAGAUUUCCCUACAUGUUGAGUUCAGACACUCAUAUUCAGGCAUGCCGUGCCUUGAUGAUUACUUCCAUCCUUUUGGGAUUCAUAGCUUCGGUACUCACGCUGCUUGGUUUGAAGUGCACAAAGGUUGGGUUGAGCGAUGAAGAAGGAAAAAUGAAGUUUGCUGUCACGGGAGGAUUUCUUUUUAUUUUAGGAGGUCUCUGCUCCAUGGUGGCCAUUUCUUGGUAUGCUGCAAUGGUUACUGCUCAAUUUUUUGACCCAUUGUUCGCUGGAACCAAGUAUGAACUAGGAGAUGCUCUGUACUUAGGCUGGGCUGGAUCGGUUCUUUAUAUGCUUGGUGGGAUCUUACUGACCUGCUCAUGCAAAGGGAAGAAAAACCAGGAUUACAGUUGCAACAAAUAUGCGUAUUCAGCAGGCCAGGCACCUCAUCAGCAGCGCAUUUACACCAAAAACACUGAAACAGUCAUAAGCAACAAGGAGUAUGUCUAAACCUACCUUUUACAUCACUUGUAACGUUAGUGGGCUAUGAACUCAAAUAAAGAAGUGAACUACUUCCAGGGAUCCAGUUCCAAGUUGCAAUUUUUCAUCUUAAUCUGGAGGAGUGCAAGGAGGAGGUAUAGUUUUCAAUGUAAAUAGGAAUGGUUCUUUGGGAAUGUUUUUUGAAUGUAAAUAGGUUUCUACAGAAAACGCUGUGAUGUGAAAUCCAGUGGCAUGAAGGUUUUCUGCAUGCUGAGAAGCCUGGUAAAAUUUAACCACCGAGAGCCAUGUGUCCUGGCAAUCGAGAGCAACUGUUUCUAUUUCAGCUGACUCAAAAAUGCGGAACUGAUAUGGUGUAGCUGACUGCAAGUUAAUACGCCUCACAGUUAGAAAUGUGUUGUGUUUUCAUUAAUGUUUAGCUUCCUACUUUUGUUUAGCAGCUUUAGCUCUUUAUGGGAAAUAAACUUUAUUCCACAAACUGACUGAAACAGAUUUUUUGAUGAGUGGUAUCCUGGCCAUUAAUAAGGAUAUAGUCCACAUACUGUGGGCUUGAAGUCUCCUGUUAUACUGAAUAUCAUAUGAUGUAUGAUAGUCAAGAUUUAUAAAAGCUACAAAAAAAAUUCCCUAACAAUCCUUACCUCCAAAUCUGCAGAUGUGCAAGAAUUUCUUGUUGAUUGUAAUGCAGAUACCAAAGAUAAACGAUAGAGAAUGAACCAAACAAAGCUGGGAGUGGAGAAAGUAUCUGGUGCGAAAAUGCCUUGUGAUAGCUAAGAAGAUGAUAGCCCUGAUUUUUUUAUUUUUAUUUCUAUGUUUUCGGCUUUUAAAAUAAUCCUAUUUUAACUUUGAGCAAUCUUUACCUUUGGGAACUUCUGCUGCAUCUGAACAGUCUAAUUCAUGCAAUUGCCCAUUGACUUUAUUCUCUGUCAUUGUUCCAUCAUUAGAAUUUCUGCCUUAAACUACUUCAGUGCUGGGAGCAUACGUUUGCCUUCUUGUGCUAACUUUACUUCGUAUUGAUGCUUUGAGCAACGUGGAAUGGAAUUUCACACGGCAGGUUCACAGGUUUCAUAACUUGUCCUUUUAAAAUUACAGAUGUGUUAAUACAGUUCGACAAAAUACCUUGGCGU